Messenger RNA from Amborella trichopoda, 1689 nucleotides. Lineage: Eukaryota; Viridiplantae; Streptophyta; Magnoliopsida; Amborellales; Amborellaceae. The record is from RefSeq and is a predicted model, not a curated record.
GAGUCCUUUACUUUAGAGAGAGAAAGAUAGAGGAAGAGAGAUAUGGGGGAGAAGGGAAGUGUGUGUGUGACAGGUGCAGGGACGUACGUUGCAUCAUGGGUUGUGAAGCUGCUCCUCUCUAAGGGAUACAUCGUCCAUGGCACGGUUAGAGACCCAGAUGGCUUUAAUGACAGAAAAGUCCACUGCCAAGGAGUUUUUCACGCUGCAAGUCCACUACCAAGCAUUGAACCUAAAGAUUUCCAGAAAGAAAUGAUAGAUCCAGCAGUGAUGGGAACCUUGAAUGUUUUGAAAGCAUCUCAUGAGGCCAGAAUCAAAAGAGUUGUAUUGAUGUCUUCUAUGGCCGCUAUUAUGAUCAAUCCAAACUGGCCCAAGGGCAAACCCAUGGAUGAGACUUCUUGGUCAGAGAUAACGUCCUGCAACACUGUUCAGGAUUGGUAUUGCUUAUCAAAAACAAUGGGAGAGAGAGAGGCUUGGGAGUAUGCAGGAAAAACCGGAGUGGAGCUAGUAACUGUAUGCCCACCUUUGGUACUAGGCCCAAUGCUACAAAAAACAAUAAACGCGAGUACCACGUAUUUCAUCGAGCUUCUCAAAGGUAAUUUGUAGGACCGCCGCUUCAUAAAGCCGCAUGUCAAAUCAAGUUAGAUUACGUAAUUUUUACAAUAAAAGUUUGCAAAUCAAUCAUCUCUAACCCAAUGAUUAUAGAUCUGAAAAAAAUGGAUUACAAACGUCAAAAAUGACUCAUCCUGCAAUAUGCUUUUUGGAUUUUCUCCUUUUAAGUCUUCACCACUCCGCCAGAUCCGGUUAAUUUAUUAAGUUUCAGAUUUUACAACCAGAUAUGGAAAUAGAUUUGUAGAUCACGACAUACGUUUUUGGAACCAGAACUAUAUUUUUUGGCAGGGUUUUGAGAUCCAAUCUUAAUUGGCUGUUCUCAUAUUCGAAUAGGAACACUGUGCAAGCCCCAAGGCAUUAACAAUGGGACAUUCCCCUUAGCAGGACACAUCUUGAUGCAUUUUUUCUUGUCCAAAUAAUAGAAGUUACAUGUUGAAAAUGAGGUGGUCUCUUUUUUGACAUUGUCUUUUCAAGACAUGCUAAAUUUUUUUUUUAUCUUAAUUGAAUAUCUAUCCAUUGAACUCCAACAUUUUAUUCAACCAAAAGGAAGCUCCAAUCUUUCUCCUCCUUUCUUUGUUUUUUUUUGUGGCGUUAAAUUAACAAACUCCAACACUCAUCAUAUUUAGCAAAUUUAUCGGUAUUUUUAAUUUUUUUAAUAAUUCCAUUUUUUUUGGUUAGUUCAAUGAAGAAAGAUCCUCUAAUUGUAGUAGGAAUGAAACUCAAGAUGCUAGUUUUCCCGACCACCUAGUUGUUCAUGUGGCAAGAGCAUUUUGAGUGUAAAUUGCCCUCCCAUGUUUCCUUUUUCAAGAGUCUCUCUCGACCAAUAUUAAUAAAUUUAUUAAUGAAAAUAGAUUACAACAGAGGAGUUAUACUUGUGUAUUCAUCCUAUAGAAAUCAAAUUUAGAAAAUUUUCAACUAUAAUAUGAGAUGCAGCACGGUUAAUGUCAACGGCUAACCCGCAAGCUCAAGCCUUUCCUUGGUAUUUAGAAUAAGAAAGGUAUACAAUGAGGCAAUUUAUCUUUGGUACGAAGUGACUACAAUUAAUCUUGACCAUUAAAUGUGAAAUUAGAUGGCUGCACU